GAACAUUUCAGCCAAUCACUGUUGCCUGUUUUGGAAACACUUCUACACCAUCUAAACCUUCCAUUUGGUAAGAGGACAUCAAUAUGUGAGAAGACGAAUAGCUGUACCACAAUGUUCGCAAGACUGGCUGCAAUGAUUGUUCUCAGCAUGGCAACUCUUAUUCAUACUGUUGAGACUUCCCACCUGAUCAGCUUAACUCUGGUUGACAUCGGUGAUAAUAUAACAUUCGACUGCAUUGUUUCUGAGAAGGAGCUUAAAUUUGUUAACUGGUAUAAACAGGCUCUUGGACACAUAGUUGAAAUAGUGGCUACUGUGAUCCUUGGUCAAACGACAAUAACUGAAAAAUUUAAAGGCUCUCACUUUGCAAUAAAACCAGAAGGGAAUCGUUAUGAUCUCACUAUCUUCAAUAUCAGCAAAGAGGAUGAAGCAACAUAUUUCUGUCACAUUGGAACAACAUAUUCACAGAAGUUCAUCAGUGGUACUUUCCUAGCUGUGAAUGAUGAUAAACAGCAGAAAUCUCUCUACUUGAAACAACAUCCAAAGACAGAGUUGGUUCAGCAGGGAGAGACAGUAACUCUCCAGUGUUCACUUCUCUCCAAGAAUAAAGAAAAGUCCCAGUGCCCAACUAAACCCAGUAUGUACUGGUUCAGAACUGAAUCAGAACGAUUCCAUCCAGGCAUCAUUUAUACUCAGAGGAACAUCAGCGACAAAGACUUGGACAGAAGCUGUUCUUACAGUUUAUCUGUACGAGACUCCUCUGAUGCUGGAAUUUACUACAGCGCUGUGGUAGCAUGUGGAUCAAUCGUGAUUGGUGAAGGAACCAAAGUGGAGAUGAAGCAAGAAGUUGACAGACUUGUCAUUAUACUUGGAGGACUGCUGGCCUGCUGUGUUAUUAUUAUAGUCCUCCUCAUUUUCUACAUUAAACUGAAGCGAAAGUGUGGACAAUUCAAAGGUCAAAAUGGUGGUUCCAGUCUGGUAGAGGAUGGCAAAUCAAAUGUUGUUCACACAAGAAACUUGGAUGAUGAAGCAAUAGAAGUGAACUAUGCAUCAGUGCAAACCCGGGUUAGAGGGUCUAAUGAGAAGAAAAAGCUUCCUGAAGAAUGUGUUUACUCCUUUGUCAAAUCAGAUGGUCACCAAAAUCACCUCUCCUCACUUUAGUCAUUACAUCACUCUUAAUAUUUCAUGCUCUUCUUUUUGAGCAUAUUUCAAUGACAUAAUUUGUAAUGCAAAAUCAUGUUUUCUUUUUCCUUUUUCUUGUUUGUUAAUUUUGUAGUAUCAGUUUGUCGACAUAUGAAAAAAAAAACCCAGCUGUUCUAUAUCCCAUGGAUCACACUAAGUCAUUUAUCUUUGCCUAAAUCAACUAAAUUGUGCAGAAUUGUAAAUUAUGUUGACAAAUAUGUAAUAGAAUAAAGCUGAAUAAAUCAUUGCAAUAGU
Messenger RNA from Xiphophorus couchianus (Monterrey platyfish), 1434 nucleotides. RefSeq lists its product as uncharacterized. Gene Ontology annotation, biological process: response to bacterium. The coding region runs from base 112 to 1158 and encodes 348 amino acids. The record is from RefSeq and is a predicted model, not a curated record. The transcript has 6 exons. Lineage: Eukaryota; Metazoa; Chordata; Actinopteri; Cyprinodontiformes; Poeciliidae.